AGUUUCCCUUUGCAGACUUCUGUUUAGCAUGAUAAAAAUAGAGAAAUACCUAGGUAUCUGUUUUGGCUCUCUGGUACCAGGAUAAAGUACAUGCGAGCAUUUAAGCUGCAUCCGUUGGCGCAUCUCGACAUGGCACUCCAAGAACUUAGCGAAGUUGACCUAACCGCAACCGAGCCAGAAUUUAGCACCACCUCAAACGCCUUGUGAAAAUCCAAUUGAUCAUUGCCAACGCUGGCAAACGUACGGAGAGGAGAUUGAACAAGCAGAUCGUAACAAGAAAAUGUGGCGGAUGAUGAUCGCCGUGGCAAAAGCUCUCGAUCGCCGUGGAUUGCUUGAGCAACGCUUCGAUCUUGCACACGGCGACUUGUUCCCUCGCAACAUAAUCGCUGAGAUUACUGAUCCAGCGACUGUGAAGAUCACUGGCAUUGUAGACUGGGACAUGGCUUAUUUAGCACCCAAGUUUAUGGCUCUUCGACCUCCAUUCUGGGCUUGGGUGGGCGACUCCAUGGGUGAGAGAGACGAAGAUGUGGUAACGUAUGAGCCACCUAUUGAGAAAUACGAGGCACUGAAGCGAACUUUCAGAAGUGCGGCAUUAGCCAAGUUCAUCAAAUUUGGCCUUUCUCGCGAGAGCGCUAUCGCACGGAAGCCUUUUAAGGUCGUAACCGGUGGCUUACUAGGUACGGAUCGUCGCUGUCUAGCGCUUCAGCUGGCAGAGCAACGUGACACUUUGUAUCCGGAAGAUGAGCUUGAGCAUCUUGGAGCAGAGUGUUGGAGCAGAGUGGACUUGAGGGACGUCCACUUGAUUGUGCUUAUAACUCCCCUCGCGAAUCGACAACCGUAUGAUUUGUUACCUUCCUAGCUACACGCGUGCAGCAUUCGAUAAAAAGACUAAAGGAUAAUCUCAAAG
This is a messenger RNA of Alternaria rosae, 907 nucleotides long. RefSeq lists its product as uncharacterized. Bases 281 to 859 code for a protein of 192 amino acids. NCBI's taxonomy places the organism in Eukaryota, Fungi, Ascomycota, Dothideomycetes, Pleosporales, Pleosporaceae. The record is from RefSeq and is a predicted model, not a curated record. The transcript has a single exon.